GAGACACUAGGGUGCAAUUAGUCAAGAAUGGGGUGAGCUGUUUCAGCCCUUGCACAAGCAUAGAGUUUCUGCUCCCUGGACUCUAGACUGACGGGAACAAGGACAUCACAUUAAGAUUAUUUCAACACAGGUCAAAAUCUGUUAGAAUCUGGUUUCGACAUCCAAUUGAAACUAUGACUCUGAGGGCCACUUCUCAUGGAGAACUCCAGACUCUCACUUCAUUGAAGACCUCUGCUUCAGACAGUGGUAUGUUUAAGUCCCUUUCUCACAGCAGCAACAACAUGGGCAGCCGGUUUGAGAGCAUCGAGGAGAUUAAAGGAGUUUCAAAGCCCACACAUCCUGCUCGAAGACCUGUACGUGCAGUCCGACCCGUCAGCUCUCUGAGCAAUAGUGGCUCAUUCCUUCAUAUCAACCACCUGCAGGGGGAACUAGUGAGGAAGAGGAAGGAAUGUGAAGACUUGAAAAAGGAAAACAAGUACCUGUCUAACGAAAUUCACAUGGAAAGGAUCGUGAUGAGGACUGAGAGUGAGCUCACCAUGAGGAAUCUGCGCAAUCUCAAUCAGGAACUCCAGGCCCACGUUAAAGAGAUGAAACAGAAGCUGCAUCUCAGCCAGCAGAGAGCAACUCUAUGUUCCAGGGCAGCUGAGGAUGCUGAGAGAGCUCGGGCAGAGGCGGACAAGAGCAGGGCACUAGCGGAGGCCCGCGCUCUGGACAGCAGGCAAGAGAAAGAUCUUGCAGUAUCUGACAAAAUACGGCUCGGUGAGGAGCUGCAACAGCUGAAGAAAGAGCACACCAAUGUCCAGCUGCUUUUAGCCCAGACUGAAAAGAAUUACUUUGAGACCAAUAUUAAAUUAGACAGAGUGUCAGGAGAAAAGCAGGUUCUUUUGGAGGAGAACAGAGUGCUGGAAGAUGAGAGGAACACAUUACGGCACAAACUGAAGGAACUGAUAGAGGAGAAUGUGAAGAUAAUGGAAAAAGAAGUGAUCUCCAGACGCAGAGCUCUGGUUGCUGAAGAGCAAAGCGAGAUGGCCAAUAAAGCCAAGCAGGAAGCUGAGCAGGAAAGACAUCUAGCUGAGAGGGAUAGGCAAGAUCGCACCAGAGAGUGCCUCAACUGGAGAGAAAAACACCAGGCCCUUGCAGAAAUCAUCAGGGCACAGGAAGAGUUGAAGUCUCAAAGGCAGACCAAAGGAUGUCAAGCUAAUAUUAAGAGCUACUUCCUGUGUAUGACUGAGAGUGACCAGAGGGUUAAGAUUCUUAAAAAUCAAGAUGGCACACCAAGGAACUUCACAGAAGGAGAUCCAGUGUACAUCUCCACACCCGACCCAAACAGUGAGGAUUCUGAGAGGAGUUCAGGGAGAACCAUGUUCAGGAUGGCUGCACCUCGAGUUGGAAUGGCGACUGGCCCCGCCCACUUCAGGGAGCUGUCACCAAUGGGAGAUUCUCAUGAUUCUGGUUUUUCAAGGAGCAGGAAAGUGGUUGAAUAUUUUUGGAUCCCCACUGAUGAGGAAUAACGGUGAACAGGCUAUAUAAAUGGUACAAAAAAAUAAAAUUGCUGUAACAUGUUGAA
Myxocyprinus asiaticus (Chinese sucker) is the source of this 1567-nucleotide messenger RNA. Its product is annotated as polyamine-modulated factor 1-binding protein 1-like. NCBI's taxonomy places the organism in Eukaryota, Metazoa, Chordata, Actinopteri, Cypriniformes, Catostomidae. The transcript has 9 exons. Bases 174 to 1511 code for a protein of 445 amino acids. The record is from RefSeq and is a predicted model, not a curated record.